AGCCUUACAACUCCACUGUAUCCGAGAAGCACCACAAGAAACCGGAUACCUUUUCCUACAUUCAACAGUCACACCGACAAGGAUCCACAACAGAUCAGUCGGAAAGCUCUACCAAUAACGAAGUUCACAUCAAUCUAGUUACUACCACUUUAAAAUGAUGCUUUCAAUGGACCAUAGUGAAGAACAACUCGGUGAUCCUCCCGCCGUAUUUCUGCAAACAACUGAUCUACUUUUUGCCGCUGUAAUGCAAAAUCAUGCCAUCUAUCCUGAACUAAAAGAUAAAUCUGCUUUGGGCAUUAAGGAUGGCGAGCAGAACCAUGUGUAUUUGCUACGGGACACCGCUCAGGUCACCUUGGAUUCCGGUGUGGACAGCCCUGACGAGUCAGCCGAAGGGAAGCGUGUAAUCGAGGAACCCAGGCAAAGUAGCAUCGUGACAAUUUUCUCCAUAUGGAACACAAUGAUGGGAACCUCCAUUUUGGCAAUGCCAUGGACUCUAUCCCAGGCGGGUUUCAGUCUCGGAAUCAUACUGAUUCUGCUGGUGGCUGCAAUCGCUUCUUACACUGCAUAUCUAGUCGUUCAAGCAACAGAGGACAUUCGUUUCAUCAAGAAUCUACCAAGGUCUGUAUAUGUGGAUAUUGCAGACGCAUCAGAAUAUCAUUUUGGCAAGGCGGGACGCAUCAUCGCAUUGGUCUUUUCUCAAGUCGCCACGAUUGGUGCUAGCAUCGUUUAUUAUGUCCUGCUAUCAAACUUCCUCUACAACACCGGAGAGUACAUAUUUCGCAGUGCAACCCAUCAAUUUCCCACCACUCCCACAAUUAUAGUGAACGGCAGAGAAAUAAACAACAUGCUUUGUCCAAGUCGCAAUAUCACUGUGGAAUCUCCCAUCGAUAAUGCGGUGUUCAACAAACUAUGGGUUAUUGAUCGAACUGUUCCUGUCUGGUUACUUCUGAUCCUAUUCCCGCUUAUUUCCAUCAAGUCACCGACAUUUCUGGGGAAGUUCACCACACUUGGUAAGUGCACGCCCACUUUGACGUCAUGA
Molecule: messenger RNA, 1039 nt
Organism: Dicrocoelium dendriticum
Lineage: Eukaryota; Metazoa; Platyhelminthes; Trematoda; Plagiorchiida; Dicrocoeliidae
Source: the annotation of a GenBank genome assembly